AAAUAUCAGGUUGACCCAAAAACCACAUACCAAUACAGAUCCGAUCGGGUCGAAUAUAAAUACCAAUCAAUCACUCACCUCUGGUUCCCGUAAGGAACCACACAGGGGAGCGACAAAGCUCCAGAGGAAAGGACCUGCAACCCGAUCUCCGUCGUUCUUCACUGGAUUAAUCAUUUCCGCAUCUGCCAAUGCACACAAUAGCAACAUGAGUACAAAGGUUCAACCAAUAUCAAUGGAGGACACCAUUCAAACUUCCAUAACAACCACUUCAUCUGUAUCAUCAACAGUAAGCCCAAAGGUCUCCUUGUUCUCAAAAAAAUCCGGAUUCGUAAUACCAAAAAACAAGCUAUCAGGCUCCUUAGUACCCAUCUUCCGAGGCAACAAAAAGCCAGGUGGCGCUGAUGUGGCAAAUGAAGAAAGCACAAAACAAGUGCUGAGAAAAACAAAAUGGGGCCCGGAUUUGACACAAGAUUCUUUUGUCAAAAAGGGAAGAGCUUCAGCAUAUCAGACUAGAUUGGAUCAAAUUACACAACAACUUAAUUCAGGAAUCAUGGAGUCAAGUGAUGAUCAUAAUUCAACAAACAACCAAACUCUCGAGAAAUUAGAGUUGUUAGAACUUGAAAGGCGUGAGGUUAUUGGAGAAAUACUUAAACUGAAUCCAAGCUACAAGGCUCCAGCUGAUUAUAAGCCAUUGUUAAAGGAGGCUAAAGUUGUAAUUCCAAUUAAAGAAUAUCCCGAACGCAAUUUUAUUGGGGAAAUAUUUUCGGGUGAUACUUUAAAGCGAAUGGAAAAGGAAACUGGGGCAAAAUUACGGGUUUAUGGUAUGAAAUCAGAUACAAAGAAAGAGAGUGAGAUAACUUCAUAUGAUGAAAAUAAAGCUGAUUAUGAAGAGUUGUCUGUUUUUGUCACUGCUGACUCUUAUGAGAAGGUUGAUGCUGCAGUUUCCAUGAUUGAGAUACUAAUCACACAAGUUUCAGCAAACACUGAACCUGAACCUAAAGAAGUUCAAGUUUCUGAAGAUAACCCAACCAUGGUUAGUCUAACCCAAGAUCCAAAUCCACCUUCCUCUGUAAACCAAACACCACCAUUACCUCAGUUUCCUCAAUACCCUAAUCAAUGGCUUCCAAACUUGUCAGUUUCAACCCCUCAUUUUUCAAAUUUGUCAGUUUCAACCCCUUCAAAUUCUGCCCCCAUACAAUCCCAUCCGCUUCACCGACCACCAAAUAUAGGUUAUCGGGGCCCACCCAGGAACCCUAUGCCACCUGUACAAGGAGCGCCACGUCAGCAUAAUUUUUCAUCCCCAAAUAUGCGGCCAAUGGGGUCGCCUAUUCCUCGACCUUUGACCUCUGGUGGUUGGUCUCAACCGCCGGCUGCCCCACAGAUGAUGAUUCGACCACCGCCGCCACCGCCACCACCGGUUAGGUCAAUGCCGCCGCCAUCUAUAAGGCAGCAGCCGCCCAUGACCGCCUUAAGACCACAACCACCAAGUUCUAACGAUUUCACCUUUCAAACCCACCGCCCACCACCGCUCUCCUCUCAGCCACUUCCAAGGCCAGGGUCUCAAUUCAUGCCGCCACCUCAACCGUCGUUCCGGCCAGGACCACCACCGCCGCCUAUGAUGCAACAAGCGUUUCAUAGGCCACAGAAUAGCCAUCAAAUGGGCGGUCCAUCGGACAGGCGGCCGGUUUUUUCCGGCCAUGGUCCACCACCACCUGCCGCUAGGCAGUUUGGUCCACCAUCCAACUUUUUGCCGCCAAGGCCUGGCAACUUUGGACAAGUUCCACAAAAUCAUCAUCCGGCAAUGGGAUUUCGGCCCCAGAACUUUUUGCCUCCAAAUCAGCAGUUACGUGGCAAUGCACCGUAUCCUUUGGGUAGGCCAGGUCAUCAAUCUGUGCCACGUCAGCAGAUAUAUGAUCCGUUUUCGCCUAGUGCUGGCCCGCAUAAGCCUGGGAAUCCUCAAAAUUUAAGGAAACAGGAAAGUGAUCCUGAGUAUGAUGACUUGAUGGCAUCUGUUGGAGUCAAGUGAUCUAUAAAAACAGUUGUUGAUUUGGUUGCAAUUGGAAUAUAGAAAGCCUUUUGAUGAGGUGACUCUGACUAUUUACUUGUAGAAACACUUGAUCUGUUUUUAAAUUGUAAUACGAGAGAAACGUAGAUGAGUAUGUUAUUUUUUGCAUGGUUUCAAGAUGGAAAAGUUUGUUGAUUUGGGGAUU
Molecule: messenger RNA, 2210 nt
Organism: Lactuca sativa (garden lettuce)
Lineage: Eukaryota; Viridiplantae; Streptophyta; Magnoliopsida; Asterales; Asteraceae
Biological process (GO): regulation of mRNA splicing, via spliceosome
Cellular component (GO): nucleus
Molecular function (GO): mRNA binding
Source: RefSeq, a predicted model, not a curated record